Molecule: messenger RNA, 3470 nt
Organism: Varroa destructor (honeybee mite)
Lineage: Eukaryota; Metazoa; Arthropoda; Arachnida; Mesostigmata; Varroidae
Product: corticotropin-releasing hormone receptor 1-like
Biological process (GO): adenylate cyclase-modulating G protein-coupled receptor signaling pathway; cell surface receptor signaling pathway
Cellular component (GO): plasma membrane
Molecular function (GO): G protein-coupled peptide receptor activity; peptide hormone binding
Source: RefSeq, a predicted model, not a curated record
UCGUUCAUUGGUAAUGGCAGACACACAAAAACUAGGCCUUGGUCCGGAAGCCAAGCUAGACACCUCCACCUGAUCGCGAAGCGUGUAGUUGUGCUGAUGGUGAAUAGUGGCAAAGAUGAUGCCGUUUGUAAAAAGUGCGCUGAAAUACAACUGUCGGAAGACAACUGAGACGUGUCACUAAUCAACGUGCUGUCCCGUUUUCCUGCCAGAGCGAGAGAAAACGAGGAAAAAAGAACAAGUCCUUCUUCAGUUUUUUUCUCGCUUGAGUCAAAUCAAAUUGUGUGGAAUACCAGGAUCAGAAAUUCAAGUCAGAUUCAGUUCAAUGAAUAGUGUAAGCCCGGAGCACUAUCCCUCUGCAAGGAGCUCAAAGUGUCAGAAAAGUUCCGCUUCAAUCUCAAAAAAGACAAACGAAAGGCAGAAAAAUAGCAGAAAACAAAGUUGUCACUUGUCAUGAAAAUAUUUUACCGCUGUAUAAGCUUAAGUAGCUUUAAGUGAGCGUCGUUCCUGUGCCCAGCUCCAUGUUGGCGGGAAACGCUAUCCCGUGUUCAACGCAUCAUUUUGCUUACCGUGUUGUUACAUGUAAUCACAGUGAAUAAGUUUAUAACAAGAAGGAGAUACAGAAUAUCCAGCUGCAUAUGUUUCACGUUAGGAAAACGAAAUAACAAACACACAAGCUACGGGAACUAUAAUAAGGUGUUUAAUCGACUAAAUCAACGUUCCCUAGCCUAUACAGGUGAUAUGCUGGGGUAGUCAAGGAAGAUGAGCCUGUUGCCUGCAGUUUCGCCCCCUACAACUACUGUUGAUUCGCUGACUGUGACGAUAUCAGAUGAAUUAUAUGCAAAUUUCAGCCAACUUGAAUGCGAGCAGCAGGAACAAGCCAGACGACUUCACGCCAAUGACUCUGCCGGGGACAAUAGCUCAGGCACAGAAUCCAGCGGAUGUCCGGUAGCAUGGGAUGGCCUAUCAUGUUGGCCUGCCGUUCCACCUUCGUCGUUGCUUCAGCGUUCGUGUCGCCUUCUGCUUCUAAACAUCGAAGAAGGCGCUAGUACUGUCCUACGUACGACAAUGCAUCAUCUAAACGAUGAAACGUUUGCGUACCGCCUCUGUGAUAGCGAAGGUCACUGGGUACUGAACACGACGAACUAUAAUGCUUGUAUUGCCCUCAUCAGUCAAGCGGAUCCGGACGCGUACCCCUUUGAAGCGCCUUCACUUCUUCCCGUCGCCGUUUCCGGGAUCGUGGCAUCUUUAUCGCUAAUUUCACUACUUCUGCUCACGAUUGCAGCCGUAAUCUUUUUAAAGUUUACGACUCUGGCUUGUUCUCGGACGCGUGUACACACCCAACUGGUAUUUGCACUUGGCCUGCAUUCAUUUUCACUACUAUUCAUCGCUGCGCCUGUUGUAGUCAGAUAUAUCUUCCCAUCCGCACGACUCGUUUCUAUUGCAACCCAGUUUCCGUGGGCCUGCAAGGUGACACUGUGCGCCAAACUCUAUUCUUCUAAUGCAGCGAUCAACUGGAUGUUCGUGGAAGGCCAUUUGUUACAUUCAAAAGUAUCCACCCAGGUGUUCAAAUCUAGUGCGCCUUUUCGAGCCUACUAUACUAUUGGUUGGGGUCUUCCAUUGGCCUCCGUCGUGCCUUGGGCGGUAGUAACAGAGCUAUCGUAUCCGGAUCGGGCUUGUUGGGAGGGUUACGCCAGACACUCAGCCGUCUGGUUUCUUAUUGCACCACGACUCAUAGCUGUGCUCAUUAAUUCUGUGUUUCUGGUAAACAUAGUACGGAUCCUAAUCUCUAAGGCUAAAGCUGACUUAACCGAAAACAGCCAAUUCCGGGCGGCAUUAAAGGCUACACUAGUUCUUUUCCCGCUGCUCGGGCUCACUCAUCUGCUUUUUGCAAUCAACCCGCAAAACUCAAUUGCAAUACCCAGACUCAAAGAAGCCUACCUCGUACUCAGCGCUGCCUUGCAAUCGUCACAGACCCACUACGGUCUACGUCUUCGAAGGGCAUAGGCUCAAGGAAUAGCGAGGUUAUGGCAACUUAAAUUGCCUAUAAAAGACAAAGUGCCGGACGCUUGUGCUCUACAUUGAUACUUACACUGGCCCUUCGCUUGGUGGACGGCUUUGGCUCGAGAAAUUACGUUAUAAAUCCCAGCGGCAGUUUGAAGAGGUAGCUUUCCUAUGGUAAAUGAGAAUCCUUGCUUAAAUGAAUCGGUAAGACCAGGACAUAGCCUCAUCCACGUUCGCCAUGAAGGUGAGCGAUGCGGAUACGUAGGGCCCAGCCGCGUAUCAUCUGGGACACUACGGGUUCUAUUCGCCGAUUCAUAAAUUUGUUCGCUAGCUGUGAGAAUGAAACAGUGUCAUUUUGGUAGCCUUAGAAGUGCAAAAGAGAAGAAUACAUGACUUCAUUAAAGGCGUCCUUGGAAGUUUCUAGCCCCUCUAUUGUCUACUCAUUAGCUUCUCCUCUACCAUCUUUUUCGCUUCGUUGUUGUACAUUGACAUCUCCUAACUACCGAUGGAGACCUCGAGCUUAGAUCUAUUUGUGAUACUUUGAAAAGAAGUACAGCGGCAAGCAGGGAUCUAAAUCUACCUCUAGGGUUUUUGCUGGAUUUCUUUUAAGACCGAAACGUUGUGAAAAUAGUUUGUUCGGUUGGAUAGUCAAUAUAGACCUUAGCGAAUGUGUUAGUGGUAUUGCAAGAUUCGGAUAAUGUAGCUUCGAAACAACACAAACGAAGGGCGGUGGUGGGGAGUGUAAAUUGAAAUAAAAAUUUGGAUUGGCUGUCUCUUUUUUACCUGAAAACGAGCGUGUAGCGUAAAUCGAUGCGUGAAUAGUACAAACGAUUACGGAGUUUUGUAACGUUGAACAAAUUUUUAUGGACUCAUUCUAAUCAGGUUAUAACGAAUCAUCGCCGAACGUAUCUGUCACAUUGUGUCGGUACUGUGUUUUGAGCGAUUACAGUUAGUGCAGCUCGGCAGAAAUCAUACGCUAUCGACCGUCAACGUCUACGCUCUAAAAAUUGUUUUAGUACUUUUAGCACUUUUACAUUAUUUAAAGCACAAACCCGUUAGCAUUUCCAAUUGAAGCGAACGUGUGCUAAUUGAUUGGUAAAUUGUUUUCUUGUAUUUUUCGCAAUAGUAAAUGUUGUUCCAUUUACAACAAAUGCACUUAACUAGGAAAAACUCCCAUGGAAGGCUGCGUCGCUAUUGUACACGAGUGGUAAUGCCAGACAUGGUUCGUUUCGAUCGCGAAGACAGACAAGGCUAUCUGUUUAUAGGUAGAGCAAUAACAACAUAAUCACGAACGUAUUUCUAACUGCCUCUAUAUAUAAUAACGUCUUUCAUAUAAAUGUAUUCAUCAAGAUAUUGUUUGGAGGAAGUGACUAACGGAACGGAGCCACAAAUAGCGAAUUACGGCGCCAUCUAUAAAAGAGGGUAGCGAAUAGAAUACAGUUUAGUAAACGUUUACGGUAUGCUACGUU